GUAAGGAAAGACAACUCUUGAUAUAUUUUCUGGAUUAAGAAAACUGAUGCCUUUUUAUAAUCCUAUAUCUAUUUUAUACCAUUAAGGAUUAAUAUAGAUUAAUUUGAACGUACUGAUUGAAGGAAUGGCAAGUGCUAGUGAUGCUCAGCAAGAAGGUUCAGUUACAGAAACUGUUGAAAAACAAGAAGAAAGUAAUCAUGAAGUUUUACAUUUAAGAUUACAUAAACCAAAACCUGACAAAAAAGUGAAAUGGACAAAUAGUACUGUUGAUAAUGAACACAUGAAUAAAAAGAAAUCAAAAUGUUGUUGUAUCUAUGAAAAACCCAAGUUAUUUGGUGAAUCAUCUUCUGAAGAUGAAGAUGAUGAUUGUACACACAAUUGUCAAGGUCAUAAAAAGAAAUGUUACCAGAGUCAUGAUGAUCAUGAUCAUGGAGAAGGAGCAUCAGGAGGCGGUAAUGAUGGAAUGGUAGCAAGCUGAUUAUUCAUUAUAAUUAUAAACUAUAUUGUGAAAUUAUUGUCUUUCAUAUUAUUAAAUUAUAGUGAUAUUGUACUUAUUGAUCAGAACAUCAGUCCUGAUGUCAUUAUGGUAUUAUUCCUAAUCAGAAAAACUGUAUUUAAAUGUUAUUACAGUUUAGAUAUUAGACAUCAUUGUAAAGUUCUGUGCUAUUGUUUUUAUUACUAGUAAUUGUUUUUAUUAUGUGUAAAUAGCUUUCAUUAUGGUAUUUAUUUAUCUGUACGUAAUUUCAUAAGGCUUUAUAAACAAUAUUUGUCGCGAAACAUUUACUGUAAUGAUGUUACAUUGCUUUUUGAAUAUUAUUGAUGUAAUAAUAAUAAUAAUAAUCACUUUAUUAGGGUACGAAAUUAGGCCAAGAUGCCUUUCUAGCAUGGAUUUAUCAUUUCCUGAAGAUAUGCCUACUGUAAAGGGUAUAUGAAUGAAAAAUUCGAAGGUUCCACUGAUAAUGGUCCAGCAUUAUAUAUAUUUGGUUAUCUUUCAUGAGAAUAUCUUGACAAAAAUACCUUUGACAUUGAGGAGAUACAGAUUCUUAUUUGUGUAUUCUCCAUUCCUCUACCCUGAAUAAGCUUUUCUGUAAAAAUAUGUUCAAAGAGGACUAAAUACAUUUUGUCUGUGUUUAUUUU
Molecule: messenger RNA, 1137 nt
Organism: Lottia gigantea (owl limpet)
Lineage: Eukaryota; Metazoa; Mollusca; Gastropoda; Lottiidae
Exons: 4
Coding region: 125-478 (117 amino acids)
Cellular component (GO): nucleus
Molecular function (GO): protein phosphatase 1 binding; protein serine/threonine phosphatase inhibitor activity
Source: RefSeq, a predicted model, not a curated record